GCUGCGGAUACUGCAUGGGUCAGAUACAGUAGCCUGCAGCAGUCUUGCCUACGGAAGAUACAGCGCUUCAUAGGUUUAAACCCCAAGAACAGAAAAAAACACCAGCAGAGGUGAAGACCAGAUGUCCCUUGGGCCUUCUUUCAGCAAAUAUUUUCCUCUGGAUUAGAAAUCACCACUUAUGAAAAGUGCCAACUGCAGCUAGCUAGCAGCAAAGGAGACUAAUGCUCAUGAACCUUCCCUUCUCCAGGCCUUUCCCCAGACCACUGCCUCUCAUCUAAGCUUUGUGUGAGCAGAGAGAGCAGGCAACAUGGCGCUCAGCUCUCUGCCCUGGCCUCCUCUAAUCUGGCUGUGCAUGGGGUUGCUUCUGUCCUUUCUGUCACCGGUACAUGGCAAAGAAUGUCCUCAUUUGUGCGUAUGUGAGAUCCGCCCUUGGUUCACCCCCCAGUCGACCUACAAAGAGGCAACUACAGUGGACUGCAAUGACUUGAGGCUGACACACAUCCCUACCAACCUUUCCACAGACACCCAGGUGUUGUUGCUCCAAAGUAACGCCAUCUCUCACACCAGUGGGGAGCUAGAGGCACUGUUCAACUUGACAGAGUUGGACCUAUCCCAGAACAACUUCAGCACUGUGGAAGCUGUGGGCCUCACAAGCAUGAACCACCUUACCACUCUGCAUCUAGAGGAGAACCAGAUCACCCAGCUGCCAGACCACUGCCUGGGAAACCUCUCCAACCUCCAGGAGCUCUACAUCAAUCACAACCACAUAAGCUCCAUCUCCCCUCGGGCAUUUGCAGGCCUGCGCAGCCUGCUGCGCCUUCACCUUAACUCCAACAAACUCCAUGUCAUAGACAGCCGCUGGUUUGAAGAAACACCAAACCUUGAGAUCCUCAUGAUUGGAGAGAACCCUGUCAUUGGCCUUCUAGACAUGAACUUUAAGCCUCUAAGAAGCCUGAGGAGCCUGGUUCUGGCUGGCAUGGAUCUCACUGAUGUUCCAGGCAAUGCAUUUGUAGGUUUGGAUAACCUAGAAAGCAUUUCUUUCUAUGACAACAAACUGGUCAGAAUCCCUCAACUGGCCCUUCAGAAAGUUCCCAAUCUGAAAUUCUUGGAUUUAAACAAAAAUCCAGUUCACAAAAUCCAGGAAGGAGACUUCAGGAACAUGGUACAUCUCAAGGAAUUGGGUAUCAACAAUAUGAUGGAACUAGUGUCUUUUGAUCGCUAUGCUCUGGACAACCUACCAGAACUGACAAAGCUGGAGGCCACCAACAAUCCUAAACUGUCUUAUGUCCAUAGGUUGGCCUUCAGGGACAUGCCCUCCCUAGAGAGCCUGAUGCUCAACAAUAAUGCCCUCACUGCCCUUUACCAGCACACUGUGGAGGUGUUGCCUAAUCUACGGGAGAUCAGUCUGCACAGCAACCCAUUGCGCUGUGACUGUGUCAUUCAGUGGAUGAGUUCCAACAGGACCACUGUGCGUUUCAUGGAGCCCUUGGCCAUGAUGUGCACAUCCCCACCAGAACUCAGGGGCCAGCUAGUUCGAGAGCUGAGGCUGCUCGAGUCACCAGAGCAGUGCAUCCCCCUGAUAUCCCAUGAUACCUUCCCCAGCCACUUGAACCUCGAGCUGGGCAUGAGUGUCAGUCUUGACUGCCGAGCCAUGUCUGAGCCAGAGCCUGAGAUCUACUGGGUGACUCCUCUUGGGACCAAAAUCACCAUAGACACUAUGUCAGAGCGGUACCACGUGAGCAGUGAGGGGACCCUGCGGUUGUCCCAUGUGCAAGUGGAAGAUUCUGGUCGUUACACCUGUGUAGCACAGAACACAGAAGGUGCGGACACACGGGUCGCCACAGUCCGUGUAAAUGGGACCCUACUUGACACCGCCCAGGUGAUGAAAAUCUAUGUCAAGCAGACUGAGUCUCACUCCAUCCUGGUCUCCUGGAAAGUCAACUCAAACGUCAUGUCUUCUAAUCUGAAGUGGGCCUCAGCCACCAUGAAGAUUGACAACCCCCACAUCACCUAUACGGCACGCGUCCCUGUCGAUGUUCAUGAGUACAACCUUACACAUCUUCAACCGGCCACAGAGUAUGAGGUAUGCCUCACAGUCUCCAACAUCCACCUGCAGACACACAAGUCUUGCGUUAAUGUGACAACACGUGGUGCUACCUUUGCCCUGAACCUAUCAGACCAGCACCCAAGUGCUGCUGUUCUGGCUGUCAUGGCGACCAUGCUGGCCUUCCUCAGUCUGGCCACUGUGGGUAUUUACAUGGCUCGCAGAUGGAAGAGAAAAAACUACCACCAUUCCUUGAAGAAAUACAUGCUUAAGACCUCCUCCAUCCCCCUGAAUGAACUUUACCCGCCGCUCAUCAACCUGUGGGAGGCUGACGGUGAAAAGGACAAAGAUGGCAGCACAGAGGGAAAGCCCUCUCCUGUUGACACCACACGUAGCUAUUACAUGUGGUGAGGAUUUAGUAAGGAGGCCUGGCUGCCUCUCCAGCAGCACAAAAAGACACACUUUUGCCAUUUUGGGUAAAAGUCAAAUAAAGUUGCAAAUGUUUUUUUGUAUUCUCAGCUUUGCUAAUAAGAGGCAGAGUGAUCAAGGACAGGAUUUUUAUUAGUAUAGCGUAUCGCCUUUGUUUGAUUCUUUCUAUCUCUUAAUUGUUUUGGACUCUCCAUGAUGGCAGCUGUAUUUAGCCUCCAGAUUGUCUUAGUUGCUAUGCUGUUUCUGUGGUGCAUUUUUUGACUCACUUUUGUUCGGGUUAAUAAUACAGCCUCAGGGGCUGACAGUCUUCUUGAAGCAUUAGUAGAGAUCAGUGUUUCUUUCUCUGUUUUGUAAAACAGGUAAUCUGUUGUGCACUGAUAGAUAAUGGAGUUUGUAUAAACUUCAAAUAAAAGCUGACAGUGGGGUUUAGACUUGUUAAACUGUCUACUGAAUGUUAGCAAUUGUGAAGUAAUGUUGUAUCAACUAUACCUUUGAACUUUCUGAUUUAAAUUGCAAGAGAAUAGUAUUUUAGUUUGCUGAUAAAUGUGAUGUUAAAUGCUAGAAAUACAAAUGUUUGUUAAAACAUUUGUAUUUGAGUUUUUUUUUUUUACUAAGGUACACUAGAAACUUUAAGCCCCUUUGCUCACUUAUUUGCUAGACUUUUUCGUUGAUUGCUUAGUUUAUUAUUUUCUCAUGCAAUAUGUAU
Messenger RNA from Thunnus maccoyii (southern bluefin tuna), 3179 nucleotides. RefSeq names its product leucine-rich repeat neuronal protein 1-like. Bases 308 to 2455 code for a protein of 715 amino acids. The record is from RefSeq and is a predicted model, not a curated record. The transcript has 2 exons. NCBI's taxonomy places the organism in Eukaryota, Metazoa, Chordata, Actinopteri, Scombriformes, Scombridae. Gene Ontology annotation, molecular function: protein binding.